GGCCCGGCGGCGGGGCGGGGCGGCCGACGGGCGGCGCUCGGGCGCGGGCGGCCGCGGCGGCCGGCGCAGUCUCGCCUGUGGCGGCCGAGGGGCAGCAGUGUCGGUGGCGCGCGCUGCACCAUGCUCGUGGAUCCGGAGGUGUCGCCGUGCGCCGGCUCCCUGGCCGAGUCGGCGGACACUGAUGUGGCCGGCACGCUGGCAGAAGAGCCGGCCAACGGACGACUUCAGUUCGACGUGAGCUCCAGCUGCGACAGCGUGUGGCAGGACCCGGCGAUGCGCCACAUGUGCGCCCACCCCGAGUACCUGGCCGUCUUCGCGCGCACGCAAAACUUCAUCAUGCGCGGCGACGGUCCUCUGCCGUUCGACAUACGGCACUACAUCGCCAUCAUGGCGGCGGAGCUGCACCAGUGCCAGGCGCUGAUGGAGCAGCUGCAGGACGAGUUCCUGGCCAGCGGCGGAGAGCCACGCUGGCUCGAGGGCCUCCACCUGGCGCCCAAGAAGCUCCAGGACCUGAGCGAGGUGAACAAGACGCUGGCUCACCGGCCCUGGCUCCUCAGCAAGGCACACAUCGAGCGGCUGGUGCGAGGCCGCGACAACUGGAGCCUGGGCGAGCUGCUGCAGGCGCUGACCAUCCUGGCGCACUACCACGCCGCCUCGUCGUUUGUACACGGCUGCCGCGUGGUCACAGAGCCAUGCGCGGACGCCGCCGCCGGCAAAAAGUCCGGCUCUUCCACACCCGGCUCCGGCGUCGCCAAAGAGAACGGCAAGAUCUCGUCCUCUCCGCCGCGCGGUGUGCCCGUCGACGAGCUGAUGCACAAGAUCAAGUCGCUGCGCCAGCAGGCGGGCCCUACCGGCUCGGCGCCGGCGGACUCGGAGCGGCCCACCGGUCACGAGCGGGUGGACGGCGAGCCGGCCCCGACCGAGGUCGGCGCCGGCCGCCGGCUGGCCGACACAGACGACUCCCAUGUGGGCGGCGACUCGGACUGGGAGGAGCCGUUGCGGCGCACCGACGGCGGGGCCACCUUCCGCGUCCAGGACUACAACUGGGAGGACCACGGGUUCUCGCUGGUGAACCGGCUCUACUCGGACGUGGGAUACCUGCUGGACGACAAGUUCCGCAAGGCCUACCACCUCACCUACCAGACGAUGGGCUCGUUCCGCGCCGUGGACACGCGGCCCUUCCGGCGGGCUAUCUGGAGAUAUAUCCAGUGCCUGUACGGCAUCAGACACGACGACUACGACUACAAAAUGGUGUCUGAGCUGCUGGACCGGCGGCUGAAGGAGCUCAUCAAAACGACGUGUGUGUCACCGGAGCUGCUUGAUUCCACCACCCCGCUCAGUAGGGUGAUGGCCGGAUUCCAGCGCUCAGAAAAGAUUCACGUCGUGAUCCUGUGUUUGGAGGCGAGGCUGCAGUCGGAGCUGCUGUACGCGCUGAGGGCAGUGAUGCGCUACACGACGUGAUGGCCGGCCGCCGCCCAGCCAGGGCGCGCCGCCGCCGGCCGCCCAGUCGGGGCGCCGCGCUGCUAUUCUCUGUGAUGAUUGUGUUUUAUAUGUGUUUGGUGGGCCGCUCGCCGGUCCGGGUACCACUGCCCGGGGGCCGGGUCGGGUCGGGACGGCAGGAUGCCGCAGGAGCAGCCGUCCUGCCCCUCCGUCCUCCCCGCCCGCGCCGGGCCCGGAGGCCGCGCCGGCACGACCGGCCGCGUUGUUGACAGACUGUUUUUGAGGCCAUGUUUGAUGAACUGAGAAGAUAGCCGCGCUGAGGGGCGCCCGGCUGCUGUUUUGGCGAGCUUUACGUGGCGCGCGCGCGGCGUCCAAUGUGUGUUCUCUCUAUUCGUGCUGAGUGUAGUCGCGCGGUGCGUACGAUGGCGGCCGUGUGUGAUACGAACUGACGACGGGUCGGGGCCGCCGACGGCGCGCACCUACGGCCGUAGGUGACUGAGAGCGCCGCGGCGGCCCGUGACGGACCGCCGUGACAUUGUGUGUGACGGGUGCCGAGUGAGGCGACGUGACAGGACCCUGUGGUGCCGACCGUGCGCCGUGUAGCCGGCGACAGGAGCUACGUCUUUCAUGUAAUGCGGCGGAAGUGGUGAGGACCCUGCCAGCCGAGAGCUACUGAUAAAUAAACCAGACAUGCAUGA
This is a messenger RNA of Amphibalanus amphitrite, 2138 nucleotides long. Its product is annotated as sestrin homolog. Gene Ontology annotation, cellular component: nucleus. Gene Ontology annotation, molecular function: L-leucine binding; oxidoreductase activity, acting on peroxide as acceptor. NCBI's taxonomy places the organism in Eukaryota, Metazoa, Arthropoda, Thecostraca, Balanomorpha, Balanidae. Bases 121 to 1461 code for a protein of 446 amino acids. Gene Ontology annotation, biological process: positive regulation of macroautophagy; cellular response to L-leucine; negative regulation of TORC1 signaling. The record is from RefSeq and is a predicted model, not a curated record. The transcript is spliced from 8 exons.